Molecule: messenger RNA, 1689 nt
Organism: Cydia fagiglandana
Lineage: Eukaryota; Metazoa; Arthropoda; Insecta; Lepidoptera; Tortricidae
Gene: kin17
Product: DNA/RNA-binding protein KIN17
Exons: 7
Coding region: 180-1364 (394 amino acids)
Biological process (GO): DNA damage response; DNA replication
Cellular component (GO): nucleus
Molecular function (GO): double-stranded DNA binding
Source: RefSeq, a predicted model, not a curated record
AUGGCGUGACGUAGUAAUCUUUCAUUCAUUAUUCGUGUGGGAUUUGUGCUGUUUUUACGAUUUAUUUAAUUAUUUUUGCACCAAAAUAUAGCCAAAACAAUUUUACAUUGUUAUCUUAAUAAUAGCCGUUGAGAUCACCUUAGAAUCUACUGGUGUUUACAGACUAAAACCCCAUCAAAAUGGGUGGAAAGGCUGAAAAAGGCACACCAAAGUACAUAGCGAACAAAAUAAAAGCUAAAGGCCUCCAGAAGCUCCGUUGGUACUGCCAGAUGUGCCAGAAACAGUGCCGCGACGAGAAUGGCUUCAAAUGUCAUACUAUGUCGGAGUCUCACCAAAGGCAGCUAUUGUUAUUUGCUGACAACGCUUCGAAGUACAUUGACGAGUUUUCUAAGGAGUUUGCUGACGGUUACGUGGAACUGUUGAGGCGGCAGUUUGGAACGAAGCGGGUGAAUGCAAACAAGGUUUAUCAGGAUUAUAUUUCGAACAGAGACCAUCUCCACAUGAACGCCACACAAUGGGAGACGCUCACAGAAUUCGUCAAGUGGCUGGGGCGAGAGGGCAAGUGCGUGGUGGACGAGACUGAGAAGGGCUGGUUCGUGGCCUACAUCGACCGGGACCCCGCGGCCGUUGCUGCCAUGGAGGCCAAGGCGAAGAAGGAAAAGAUGGAUAAAGAUGAUCAGGAAAGAAUGCUGGAGUUUAUCCAGAAGCAAGUAGAACGAGGCAGGAAAGAGGGAGAUGACGGCGCACCCUCCUACACCGAGUUCAAGCGAGAGAGCAGUCAGGAGAGGAUCUCGCUCAGUCUCACCCUUAAGAGGAAAGCAGAUGAUAAAAAACUAGAACUCCUCACAUCUGCGUUAAAAUCUAAAAGCAAAGAAGAGUCCUCAAGCAAGAAAGCAAAAGAAGAGCCUUCUAGCAAGAAGACAAAAGAAGAUAAAGAUAGAAGUAAGAAAAAUGCCCUGGACGAGAUCAUGGAGAUGGAGCAACGGGCCAAAGAAAAAAAUCAACGGAAAGACUAUUGGCUAACAGAAGGCAUACUUGUGAAAAUCGUGACCAAAUCUUUAGGGGACAAAUAUUAUAAAAGGAAAGGAGUCGUCGAAAAGGUGAUAGAAAAAUAUGGAGCCGAAGUGAAGCUGGUGGAUGAAGGCACCAGGAUUAAGUUAGACCAGAACCACCUGGAAACGGUGAUACCCUCCCCUGGACGCAGCGUUUUGUUCGUUAACGGGCCGCACCGCGGCGCUAGAGGAAUACUGAAGGAGAUAGAUACGGAUAACUUCUGCUGUCUAGUGGAGAUAACUAGCGGCUCGCAAUCCGGGAGAGUAGUAAAGGACGUCCAGUAUGAAGACAUCAGCAAAAUGGCGGCGUGACAGCCGUGACCAUGGAUCUAGUCACAGACAAGACAUCCUCAGACUGAGCAUAGUCGCGCUACCCCCUCUGCCACAUAUACGGUAGUUUUACUCCAUUUUCGAGUCGAAAGUGUCUUUGUGUGACGCCCGUGUCUUUGAACGGACCAAUCACGGCACGGGACUCGCUCACCUCGUCCCCCGCACCCGUGUUUUUGGCAGCAUCGGUUUCAUGAAAUAAUUGUUCUAAACUCCGUCUAGAGGAUUCCUAGUCUAUGGGUGAAAGUGCAGUCAAAACAAGUUUUAUCUUUUUAAUGAAUGUAAAUUAAAUUAUUUUGAUAUAAGUAAA